AUGACUUCCAUCGACCACAUCCUCCCUGCUCGUCAUAUCCAGAAUAUGAGCGAGGCUGCAUAUCUCCAACCACAUUGGGGCUAUGCGGAUCGAGCGGUCCCUUGCACCAACGAUCCAGGCUCUUGUGCCUAUUUGGACGUCGUCUACCAUUCACACGACUUAGGGAUGCUGUACUGCGGCAUUUUAUGGGCCACCGUGGGUGGUGUCCUCUUCAUUUGGGGAAUCGGGAGACAUCUGUACCCAUCAGUCAGGCAAGACCAAAGGCUGUCUAGCUCCGUCUGUGAGGGAGAGAGAUCGGACAGGACAGGUGGACUCCAUCGCGUUAAAAGCUCGAUCGCAUCAUAUAAACGCCAAUAUCUUCUCCCAGAUUUUCUGAGACCUGUCUUCGGCCGAACGACACGGCUUCAGGUUCUAAUCCUCCUGACUCUGACUAGCUAUCUCCUGGUCUGGACAUUCGUGGGUAUUGUCUACGACAAAUGGAUAACGCCGGUGAAGGACAUGCCCGAAGUCUACAACACUCGCACCAGCCUUGGUCCAUGGUCAGACCGUGUUGGUGUCUUAGCCUACGCUCUGACUCCGCUAUCAGUCAUGUUGUCAAGCCGAGAAUCUCUUCUAUCACUUCUAACUGGAGUGCCUUACCAGCAUUUCAACUUUCUGCAUCGCUGGCUUGGAUACAUCAUCUUUUUGCAAUCAGCUUUACACACGAUGGGAUGGUGCAUCAUUGAGAUGAGACUCUAUCAACCUCAACCCGAAGUCGGACUUGAAUGGAUCUCAUCUAUAUAUAUGAUCUGGGGGGUGAUUGCAAUGUUUUUUUUGACCAUUAUCUUUGUUCUCAGUACUCCAUGGGCCAUUCGCAUAACCGGGUACGAAUUCUUCCGAAAGGUGCAUUAUGUUGUUGCGAUGCUGUACAUUGGCGCCUGUUGGGGUCAUUGGUCGAAACUCAACUGCUACCUCAUUCCCUCGCUUGUGAUAUGGUUUAUCGACCGCGGUGCACGUCUCGCCAGGACUGCACUGCUCCAUUACAACUACCUCCCGAGUGGAGGCGUGGGCUUCCGAAGUGUGAGUGCGACGAUAACUCACUUUACCGACGCCGAUCACGGCGAUGUGGUUCGUUUGGAUUUUGUUCAUCCUCAUGGGCCCUGGGAUGUUGGACAGCAUUUCUAUCUUUGCCUACCAGAAGUCAGCAUUUGCCAGUCUCAUCCAUUCACGCCGAGUAGCCUCCCAGGGAAUCGGCCGGACGGGCAGGUGCAUUCAUACAUUAUACGGGCCAAAAAGGGCGCCACGAGGACACUCGCAGACUUGGCUACUAUGAAGAGCAUCACUAUCCCAGAUGAGAAGAAAAUCACUCCUGUCAGCCCGGUGACAACUCCGGUGAUCUUGUCUGGACCAUAUGGAGUCUCAAUUGUGAGCCAUUUGCAACCGACCACCAAUGUCCAGUGCGUUGCCGGCGGAUCAGGGGUGACCUUUGUUCUUCCCGUUCUUCUUGGUCUCAUCAACCAGGCCCCGGUUGCCGAUCGAAAACUGGAGUUCAUCUGGGCUAUUCGGAGGGACAUGGAUCUCGCCUGGAUCAAAACUGAGCUCGAAACGCUGCGUCGUGCAGGGGCUUCGCACAAUCUCAAGAUCCGCAUCUUUGUGACAAGAGAGAACGAUGCUACGGCCACCAAGCAAGACGAGACCCCAGCGAAGUCUGAAUUCCACAAUUUCGCCAUGUCUUCCUCCUCCUCUUCCUCCUCCAUGCCCAAGAACACAUCUGGCUCACGUCCGGGAUCUUUCUUGAUUUGCCACCCCACUUCCGUGGAAGCAAGCCCCAAGUCGCGACAUCCUGACCUGGGUGCCCUCGUUCACAGCUUUGUCGACUCUACCAUCCGGGGAUCCACCACGGUGUAUGGAAGUGGGCCUGGUGGAAUGAUUUCGGAUCUACGGAGAAUCGUGGCAGGAUGCAACUCGGGCGCUAAGGUUUGGGAUGGCAAUGAGAGGUUUGAUGUGAAGCUGGUCUGCGAUGACCGUCUUGAAUGGUAA
This is a messenger RNA of Rhinocladiella mackenziei CBS 650.93, 2019 nucleotides long. RefSeq lists its product as uncharacterized. The record is from RefSeq and is a predicted model, not a curated record. Gene Ontology annotation, biological process: intracellular iron ion homeostasis; iron ion transport; copper ion import. The coding region runs from base 1 to 2019 and encodes 672 amino acids. NCBI's taxonomy places the organism in Eukaryota, Fungi, Ascomycota, Eurotiomycetes, Chaetothyriales, Herpotrichiellaceae. The transcript has a single exon. Gene Ontology annotation, molecular function: ferric-chelate reductase activity. Gene Ontology annotation, cellular component: plasma membrane.